AUGCAUAGACUGAUAGGGGCCGCUUUAAUAUUAGACAAAAUGAAAGUGGUUCUAGUUGAGACCUAUAGAUCCACAUCCACCUUAUUAGUACUGGAGCAUUUUGUAUCGCUGGCUAUUGUUUCUAUGGGCAUAUGCAGUCGAUUGUUCAAAUUAUGUCAUCUUUGGGUGAAUCAAAUUGAAGAAUGUUAUUACAUGCUGUAUGAAUGGUCCGCCUGUUUCCCUAGUGGGUUUAAGAAUAAGGAAUGGAAGGCAUUCACAGCAGUACAUAACCUCGUUUGUACAAAAGAUAUGUUGAAGGAAGCGAGGAUGAGUUUUGCGCAGGAUAUGCUGAAAUCCAAAUCCUCGAUACAACAUAAAGUUCAUUUGGAAACCUAUAUAGCGAAUCAAGCAGUUAUGGAUAAAGUGAGGAUGUUGCAAAAAGAGUUGAAUCUGAAGCAAAACAGUGAAAUUGUCGAACGCUUUUGA
Mycotypha africana is the source of this 465-nucleotide messenger RNA. RefSeq lists its product as uncharacterized. The record is from RefSeq and is a predicted model, not a curated record. The transcript is spliced from 2 exons. Lineage: Eukaryota; Fungi; Mucoromycota; Mucoromycetes; Mucorales; Mycotyphaceae. Bases 1 to 465 code for a protein of 154 amino acids.